Messenger RNA from Scatophagus argus, 1875 nucleotides. It is a transcript of the gene c1galt1c1, whose product is annotated as C1GALT1-specific chaperone 1. The record is from RefSeq and is a predicted model, not a curated record. The transcript is spliced from 2 exons. Bases 207 to 1163 code for a protein of 318 amino acids. Gene Ontology annotation, molecular function: N-acetylgalactosaminide beta-1,3-galactosyltransferase activity. NCBI's taxonomy places the organism in Eukaryota, Metazoa, Chordata, Actinopteri, Scatophagidae.
CACGUGACCCCGGAAAGCGGAAGUCGUUGUUGUUUGGUAUUUAACGUCUAACACUAGAGUGAAGUAUGCACACAACCUGCACGGUUGUUAAUUAACUGUCCUGGCCGACGUCCCACUGAACAGGAAAAGUGGGCGCUGAUAGACAAGGAUAAACAGGAGCACCACCUGGCACGGCAGAAUUAACCCAGCUAGUGUCUGCUGCCAAAAUGUUGUCUGAAGGAGGCUCUUUCAUGAAGGGCAUGGUCAUGGGAGGCCUCUUCUGCUUGGUGCUGUCGCUCCUGGGUAGUUUCAGCCCCAGCUUGGAGUCCAGGACAGAGGACCACCACCAUCAUCAUCAUGUCAGGGCUCCGAGGAAAGAUGAGCUGACAAGGCUCUCAGGCGGGCAGAUGCAGCUGUUGAGCAAUCAAGUCCGGGUAUCUUGCAUUAUCAUGGUUCAACCCAAGAUCCUUGUUUACUGGGCUACUGCUGUCGACACCUGGAGCAAACAUUGUGAUAAGGCUGUGUUUUACACCUCUGAGUCCUCUAAGGCGCUCGAGGCAGUAGACCUGAAUGAAAAAGAUGACUGGGCGAGGUUACGUAAAGCUCUGAAGCAUGCUUAUGAGAAUGCUGGAGACCUGCGUUGGUUCUUUGUGGCACAACCCACCACAUUUGCCAUCAUCGAGAACCUCAAAUACCUGGUGCUCACAAAGGACCCCAGUGAGCCCUUCUACUUGGGUAACACUUUGAAGUCAGGGGAGCUUGACUAUGUGGCAUAUGAUAGUGGCAUUGUUCUAAGUUACGAAGCACUGAAAAGGCUAGUAAGUGUGUUCCAGGAUGAAGACAAAUGUCCAGAAAGAGGACGUUCCCUGUGGAAGCUGAGUGAGGACAAGCAGCUGGCCGUGUGUCUCAAGUAUACCGGUGUUUUUGCAGAGAAUGGAGAAGAUGUACACGGAAAGGGUCUGUUCAACAGCAAGAGUGUUGACAGCCUGAUAACGGACAGCAUGAAGGACAACCCCACUAAUGUGGUGGAAGGCUGCUGCUCCGACAUGGCAGUCACAUUCAGUGGGAUGUCUCCAAAUCAAAUGCAAGUCAUGAUGUUUGGAGUUUACAGACUUCGUCCUUACGGCCACGAUUUUCACGACUCAUUAGCAUUUUACCCUCCUGAAGGUUCAGAUAAUGAUUAGAGACUCAGUCCUUCAAGCUGGAUGUGACAUUUUAAAUUUUUUGCUUCUAUGAUGGCAAACUUAGCUGUUGGGGAAUGGUUUUUUUAGGUUGUUUGUAAAACUGGAUUGUGGGUGGGAAUAACACUUUUAUGUAAUUUGUACCUUUUGCACUUGGCACAAUCAGCACCCCCCUUUCUUUGUGGUGUAGGUAAACAGUCAAUGAGUGUGCCUUUCUAUUGAAAGACAAGCUGGGAAAUCAAGAGUCAAGAUUAUCUGGUUACUGUGAUAUUAAGUAUCCUAAAAUCUGCAUUUGUUAGGUGAUACUAUUUUCUGAAAAUGACAAGUUUCUGACAUUAUGAUUGAUCAUCUUAACUUUACUAUGAACAACUUUUUUUUUACCUCUAAGAAUACAUCACCCAGCUGAUUGAAAGAAUAAUCAUUUGAGUCAGAAAUACUGUGGCCCAGACGAGCUCUAAAUGAAGUGCCACAUUAUGCUCACUUAUCUCCACAUAUGAAGGAUCGAUCCUCAAAGCUAAAAUGAAAAAUAAUAUACCUCAGUGUUGACUCAUGGCUUUAGUGUAUUUCUUGUCAUUUACUGAAAAGAAUUUAAAAAAAAAGGAAAAAAAAAACAUUUUCAUUUUAAAAAACAUGGGUGUCAGACUGACCAGAUGAUUCCUUUUAAAAGAAGUGAAUUUUGGAUAAUAAAAGUAAAUAAAAUUAAUUUCUGAUUAAA